GGAAGUGAAGGCGGUGGACUGAUGUGUGUCAGGAGGAGUGCAGGAAUCUGUCGGUAACAUUUGUGUUCAGCGGCGGUUUUCUGCUCCAGAAGAUGGACUCUUUCAAUAAACUGAAGCAGUUUGACGCUUAUCCCAAAACUCUGGAGGAUUUCAGGGUGAAGACGUGGGGAGGAGCGACCGUGACCAUCAUCAGCGGCGUCAUCAUGCUAAUCCUGUUUGUCUCUGAGCUGCAGUACUAUCUCACUAAAGAGGUUCACCCUGAGCUGUACGUCGACACGUCGCGAGGAGACAAACUGAAAAUCAACAUCGAUGUUAUUUUCCCUCACAUGCCCUGCGCCUAUCUCAGUAUAGACGCCAUGGAUGUGGCCGGCGAGCAGCAGUUGGACGUUGAACACAAUCUGUUCAAACAGCGUCUGGACAAAGACCUGAAACCUGUCACCAUCGAGGCAGAGAAACACGACCUUGGUAUGGCUGACGAUGGUGAAGUGUUUGACCCCAGUUCACUGGAUCCAAACAGAUGUGAAAGCUGCUACGGAGCUGAGACUGAAGACCUCAAGUGCUGUAACACCUGUGAUGACGUGCGGGAGGCGUACCGGCGGCGCGGCUGGGCGUUUAAGAGCGCCGACACCAUCGAGCAGUGUAAGAGAGAAGGAUUCACGCAGAAGAUGCAGGAGCAGAAGAACGAAGGCUGCCAGGUGUACGGCUUCCUGGAGGUCAACAAGGUGGCAGGAAACUUCCACUUUGCUCCAGGAAAAAGUUUCCAGCAGUCCCACGUCCACGUGCACGCUGUGGAAAUUCACGACCUGCAGAGUUUCGGCUUAGACAACAUAAACAUGACUCACCUGAUCAAACACCUGUCGUUUGGUAAAGAUUACCCCGGCAUCGUCAACCCGCUGGACGAGACCAACGUCACCGCACCACAAGCAUCAAUGAUGUACCAGUAUUUUGUGAAAAUUGUUCCAACCAUCUACGUGAAAACUGAUGGAGAGGUGGUAAAAACAAAUCAGUUCUCAGUCACCAGGCACGAGAAAGUAGCCAACGGGCUAAUAGGAGACCAGGGGCUGCCGGGAGUCUUUGUUUUAUAUGAACUGUCACCCAUGAUGGUUAAAUUCACAGAGAAACACAGAUCAUUCACACACUUUUUAACAGGAGUUUGUGCCAUUAUUGGAGGAGUAUUUACAGUGGCCGGCCUGAUCGACUCGCUCAUCUACCACUCGGCUCGGGUCAUCCAGAAGAAGAUAGAGCUGGGCAAGGCGUCCUAACAGCGCCCCCCGCUGGCCUCCACGGUGCACUACAGGCCAAGACACGGACUCAGAAAGACGGAGAGAAGAGGGACGGAGGGACGGAGGGACGGAGGGAGAGUUAGGAUCAGGAUCUGUCUUUCUGUCAGAUUGAGAGACAGAGAGGUUUAAAUCAGCCCGUUUUUAAUUCCUCUGUCUCUCUGUUUGUUGUGGAGAAGCUCUGAGAGGAACUCGUGCUCCUUUUUUUGAGUUUUUCUCUCCACCGUUUUAAUUCGUUGCCAGCAGGACGGAGUCAGAAUCACAGCGACGCCGGGAGACUUUUUGUGAUUGAACUCAGCAGAGAGGAGGAGGACGCCUCCACUAACUCCUCCUCCUCAGAUAGAGGAGGAGCUCCUUCUCUCUCCUUUUCCUCCUGGUCACCUCCUGCUGCAGCGCCGCUCAACGCUUCAACUCGCUUCACUGAAUGUCCGUCAGCGGAUCUGAGGUCCAGAGGGGUGAGAUGAGACACGGAGACUUUUUAAAGGGACACGUCACCCAAAAGGUUCAGUUUGACCUCCUGCAGCCUGAAACGCUCAGUGUUUGAAGUCUGAGGCAGAAAUCAUGUUUCCUCUGAAUACAAGAAGCUCUUUUAUCAUCUCACUGUAACAAAUGUAUUGAGAUUAUAACACUGUUGUCAUGGUGAUAUUUGAUACUUUUCUUAAUGUCAACAAGUCCCAUGAAAAAAGUGAAACCAACAAAUAUUGUAUGUAUUCAAACUUCUACGUGCUCCAAAAACUGUUAAAAACUCCUUUCAUCUCUUCCUUUAUGGCCACACACACACACACACACACACACACACACACAUGAGGGUUGUGUCGAUACUAAAAUGUUCAACUCGAUAUUGAUACUCAGGAAAAUAUUCGAUACUCGAUACCAUUUUCGAUACCACCAGGAUAAAAACAAAGACCCCAAAAUUUAACAGAAAUAUUUUUAUUAACAAGAAAAAUGCAACAUGUAAAAAUGAACAGAACCACAGGUUAAAUAUUUAUAAUAAAAAACUGUUGUGCAAAAAGAAACUGCAACUAUGAUAACAAGCUUCAGAUACUCGAUACUUUUGAAAAUGAGGAUCGUAUCCGGAUACAAAGUUUUAGUAUCGAUACUUUUGAUAACCCUAACACACACACACACACACACUGUAGUGUAUUUUAACUCGGUUCCACACACCGUCCUGCUGCUACAAACACUUAAUAGAGCACCAAAUGUGGAUUAAUCCGCCGCUGAAAAUAGUCCCAAAGAUGCCGUAUUUUCUCCUGUUUAAGUCACAUUUGCUAAAAACUUCAGUGUCCAGUUUAGACAAAAAAUACCUGUUUAAUAGCUGUUUUUAAAUGUUAUUUCAGUGGGAGUCAAUAGGUUUUGGGGCUGAGAGACACAGACUGAACACAUGUUGGUUUUGGUCUUUUCAAGGGAUUUGUUGACAAUAAUAAAAAUACAGAAUAUCUCAUAGUUUCUACUUUAACUUCUCUCCUCACUGACUGUCUGUUUUUAAGACAUUUCAGUGUUUGAGUGUCUAAAACCGGUUACUUUAAAUGAGAUUCUGAUCAGAUAAAAACCUGUUCAGGAGCUGAAGGGACUAAAGGAAAGCCAGUUUGGUAAAAUCGUACCUUGACAUGUUGUAAUAUCAUGUAAUAUCAUGUUUCAGGAGUUGUGAUUGGUUAAUAUGAAACACUUUGGGUGACGUUUCCCUUCCAGAUUUUCUGUACAAAAUAUAUUUGAAAGAUUUUUUUUUCCUCUUGAGACAGCUAAAAUCAUGACACUGCACAGGCAGAUUUCUAUCCUCGCUUGAAUUAAAACCACUAUGUGUAGGAUUUUGUAGGUUUGUUUUUACAAAAAAAAAAGCAGAAGAAGAAGAAGAAGAUUCAUGAUGUGUUUUGCUCAUUUCGGAGCUCCUGAAUAUGAUCUGUGUGUGAGGGAGCACGUUAAUUAUUCCUAAUAAUCAGACUGAAUUUACUUGAUUAUUCAGUCUGAAGGUGAUCUGAUCACAGCUGCUCAACACUAACUUUAGAGCAGGGCUGUCAAACUCAAAUACACAGUGGGCCAAAAUGUAAAACUUGGACAAAGUCGCGGGCCAACAUUGAUAUUUAUUGAAAAAAUGGACCUAAACAAGUUCAAACGACAUGGAACAAGCAAAACUUGAUAUAACUUAAUAUUGCAAACAUGCAAAAUCGAAUAUCAAAUAAAACAAACAAACACAUCAAUGGCAUUCAUUUCUUACAUAAAUUUAAAUAAAAAUCCCUUUAUUUUAUAUGCGGCCUUCUUUAAAUUUAAAUUUAACAGUAAUCUUUUUCCACAGGCUAAAAAUAAAUGUGAGAAUAAAAUAACAAUAAUAAACCAAAUGACUAAUAAUAAUAUCCUUCAAUGAAUGUGCAGCCAUUCAAGCCUUGGACUAGCAAGAAAAAGUGCAUAAAGACACUUUAAUUGUUGCUCAGUUUGCUCCACACUGAUCUACUGUGUUCAAGCCAAAACACCAGCAGAGCAUUCUGGGAUUUGUAGUAUUAUUUGCGCUGUAUAAAUCCGGCGGGCCAGCUCUGGUUGUCAUUUGGUAUUUCCUCGCGGGCCAAAUAUAAUUAUACUGCGGGACAAAUUUGGCCCACGGGCCAGAGUUUGACACCUCUGCUUUAGAUUGUUGGAUAAAUGUGUCCAACUAUUAAAUAUUAUCAGACUGAAUAUCAGUCCAGCGGGAGGUUUGUGACUGAUUAAAACUCCAACAUAUCCAUCAACAACAUGCUGAAGUGAAUCAGAGAUCAGAUGAUUUCUACAUUAAACCCUUCGGUCUCUGCCUCCGCUUGCUUUACUUUCCUUGACGUUUAUUAAACUUAAUAAUAUAAAAAAAUAUGUAAUUUGGGAAACCAUGAAUUCCUGUUUUAGUAAACAAAUCUGUAGCAGCAGUUAGGAGGAAUAGUUAAAGGAAUACUUCACCUCAAAUUAUCUUUUUUAUUUAACCCUUUGAUGCACAACAUGGUCUAAAGUGACCCGACUGAGUUUUUAUGUUCUAUAUCUUUGCAAUAAAUUAAUUUAAUCAUUCAGUAUUCCAGGUUUUCCUAAAUCAAUUUGUUUUUGAUCAUCAUACAUCCUCAUUUUUUGUUUUCAUUUCUUACUUUUUGAAUAAAAACCCUUUUUGUAUCGCUACGCUUUUAAUGCACAACAUGGGUCAAACAUUUCAUUUCAUCAUUUAAUUUAAUUUAAUUUAAUAAAUUUUGGAAUAAGGCUGAAACAUAAAAAAAUGUAGAAAAACUAAAGUGCUGUGAAUAGAUUAGAUUUAGAUUAGAUUUGACUUUAUUAAUCCCACAGCGGGGAAAUUUCUUUGUUACAGCCGCAGAAAAUCACACAAUUAUAAGAUAAGAUAAAAAACAAUCUAAGAAAAGACAUUUAACAAUAUACAAAAUAUACAAAAUAAUAAUAAUAAUAAUAAUAAUAUACUAUAUACAACUUAGUGCAAAUUAAGUGGAGAAUGUGGAGAAUGUGCAGAUUAUAUGCAGAAUACCUACCAGAUAAAAUAUGAGUGUGGACAGUUACUAUUUGAAACAAAUGACUAUUAUUAUAGUAUUAGGGCAUUUUAUUUUAAAUCUAAUUUGUAUUUUAAGUCAUUUUUGACCUUGUUGUGUAUUAGAAGGGUUGUCCAUAUGUUGUGCAUCAAAGGGUUAAUAUGUUUUACCAUCAACUCUGAAGAACUCAAAGACCCAAACAAAGUAAAUUGAGGCCAAACUUAAAUAUAAAACUAUGUCAAAACAUCUGUUUACAAGCUGUCAAUCAUCCAGUGUGAUGUCUCAUUUAUCAGCUGUUUGCUCUCUACUUAACUAACUAAACCUGCAGCUAAAACCUGAUUAUUUAAAACACUUCUGCACAGAAACUCUCAUGCUUGUGCAGACUUGCUCCUCAUAUGCAUGAGACAGUUUAUGCUCAAGUGUUUUAACUGUUUUUAGGGAAAAAAUGCACAAGUAUACGAGUGGAUAAAUGAGAUUAAAGUGCAAGUUUUUGGAUUCUUCGUUCACUGUGAAGUUUUCUUCAAAAUGCAUCUGAAAGCAGGAUUAAUAAUUAAUAUAUACAGUCAUGGAAAAACAUAUCAGACCACCCUUUGUUUUCUUCAGUUU
Centropristis striata (black sea bass) is the source of this 5368-nucleotide messenger RNA. It is a transcript of the gene ergic3, whose product is annotated as ERGIC and golgi 3. Bases 93 to 1262 code for a protein of 389 amino acids. The record is from RefSeq and is a predicted model, not a curated record. Gene Ontology annotation, cellular component: endoplasmic reticulum membrane; endoplasmic reticulum; Golgi membrane. NCBI's taxonomy places the organism in Eukaryota, Metazoa, Chordata, Actinopteri, Perciformes, Serranidae. Gene Ontology annotation, biological process: retrograde vesicle-mediated transport, Golgi to endoplasmic reticulum; endoplasmic reticulum to Golgi vesicle-mediated transport. The transcript has 14 exons.